Entamoeba nuttalli P19 is the source of this 273-nucleotide messenger RNA. Its product is annotated as dynein light chain 1,cytoplasmic, putative. Lineage: Eukaryota; Evosea; Mastigamoebida; Endamoebidae. The transcript has a single exon. Gene Ontology annotation, biological process: cilium assembly; microtubule-based process. Bases 1 to 273 code for a protein of 90 amino acids. Gene Ontology annotation, molecular function: dynein light intermediate chain binding; dynein intermediate chain binding. Gene Ontology annotation, cellular component: cytoplasmic dynein complex. The record is from RefSeq and is a predicted model, not a curated record.
AUGCAACAUGUUGUUAUUAAAGCUAUUGAUAUGAAUGAAACAAUGAAAAUGAAAGCUCUUUCUAUGUUCUUUGAUGCAUAUCAACUUAAUUCAACUGAUCAAUCGAUAGCAGAAUUUAUGAAAACAUCUUUUGAUUCAUUUUAUGGUCCAACAUGGCAUUGUAUUGUAGGAAAUCAAUUUAGCGCGUUUGUAACUCACAUAGAAGGUAAUUUUAUUUAUUUUAUAUCAAAUUAUAAAGCUGUAAUGUUAUUUAGGAGUGGAAUAAAAAUAUAA